CCGUAGCGACGCGCUGCGAAAUGCGGCUGCGCAGGGGUGACGGAGCGCGGGCCAGGGGGGUGGAGGGGGUGUUUUGGUUCUUGCCGCUCGCCGUCUUCCCCAGACCGACAUCUCUGUCGGAAACCUUCUGCUUCCUACCUUCCCCUUUCCCUUUUCCCCUUCCCUUCCCCGACCCUCCCUCCCUCCUUCCUUCCCUUCCGUCUACCUUUCGUUCUUUCACCGACACCUCCGGGGUCCGGAUCAUUUUUCCGGGCCGGGCGCCUUGAAGCGCGCGGCCCCGGGGCGCGGUGCAUGACCCACCGUCCGGCUACCCCUUACACCUCCCGCCCCAUGUGGCUGCGGGGUCGCCGCGGCGCUGCCCACUAUGGCCCGGAAAGCAGUUAGCAGGAAACGGAAAGCGCCUGCCUCGCCAGGAGCUGGGAGCGACGCUCAGGGUCCGCAGUUUGGCUGGGAUCACUCCCUUCACAAAAGGAAAAGACUCCCCCCAGUGAAGAGAUCCUUAGUAUACUACUUGAAGAACCGGGAAGUCAGGCUACAGAAUGAAACCAACUAUUCUCGAGUCUUGCAUGGUUAUGCAGCACAACAGCUUCCCAGUCUACUGAAGGAGAAAGAAUUUCAUCUUGGGACCCUUAAUAAAGUGUUUGCUUCUCAAUGGUUGAAUCAUAGGCAAGUGGUGUGUGGCACAAAAUGCAAUACGCUAUUUGUAGUAGAUGUUCAGACAAGCCAGAUCACCAAGAUCCCUAUUCUGAAAGACCGGGAACCUGGAGGUGUGACCCAGCAGGGCUGUGGUAUCCAUGCAAUCGAGCUGAAUCCCUCAAGGACAUUGCUGGCCACUGGAGGAGACAACCCUAACAGUCUUGCCAUCUAUCGACUGCCUACACUAGAUCCUGUGUGUGUAGGCGAUGAUGGACACAAAGAUUGGAUCUUUUCCAUUGCAUGGAUCAACGAUACUAUGGCAGUGUCUGGUUCACGUGAUGGUUCUAUGGGACUCUGGGAAGUGACGGAUGAUGUAUUGACCAAAAGCGAUGCAAGGCACAAUGUGUCACGGGUCCCUGUGUAUGCCCACAUUACUCACAAGGUCUUAAAGGACAUCCCUAAGGAGAACACAAACCCUGACAACUGCAAGGUCCGGGCUCUGGCCUUUAACAGCAAGAACAAGGAACUAGGAGCAGUAUCUCUAGAUGGCUACUUUCAUCUUUGGAAGGCUGAAAAUACAUUAUCUAAGCUCCUAUCCACCAAACUUCCGUAUUGCCGUGAGAAUGUGUGUCUGGCCUAUGGUAGUGAAUGGUCAGUGUAUGCAGUGGGCUCUCAGGCUCACGUCUCCUUUUUGGAUCCACGGCAGCCAUCAUACAGUGUCAAGUCUGUCUGUUCCAGGGAGCGAGGCAGUGGGAUCCGGUCCGUGAGCUUCUAUGAGCAUAUCAUCACUGUGGGCACAGGGCAGGGCUCCCUGCUCUUCUAUGAUAUCCGAGCUCAGAGAUUUCUGGAAGAGAGGUUCUCAGCGUGUUAUGGAUCCAAGCCCAGACUAGCAGGGGAAAAUCUGAAACUAACCACUGGCAAAGGUUGGCUGAAUCAUGAUGAAACCUGGAGGAAUUACUUCUCAGAUAUUGAUUUCUUCCCCAAUGCUGUUUACACCCACUGCUACGACUCGUCUGGAACGAAACUCUUUGUGGCAGGAGGUCCCCUCCCUUCAGGGCUCCAUGGAAACUAUGCUGGACUAUGGAGUUAAUGACAGCUAACUUUCUCCCAAAAUGCAGAGUUACACUAACUUCCACCCUCUGUUUCUUUGGUUCUUUCGAUUUUUUUUUUCCGAUUGUGGAAGCUCUCCUAUUUUAGUGGGAACACCAGUUUAUCUGUGGUCUAGGCACUUCAUAGGAAGAAGCUCUGUAAAGAAAUCCAAAGGGUGUUUUUGUUGUUGUUGUAUUGCUUUUUUCUCCUUAAGUAAUCAGAAUUUUCUUUUUCUUUUUUUUUUUUUGGUUUUGUUUCUGACUUCUCAACCAAACAUUGUUGCAAAUUCCUAUUUGUAUUUUUUCUUUAAGUGACACAUACUCCCCUGGCUUCUUGAGGCUGAAAUAACAUAGUUAUUCUCAUCCUUACUUCAUUCUUGAGAGGUAGGGCUUCUUUAUAAUUAUGUGGUAUCUGUCAGACUUUCUGUGAAAGUUUGGGAGCCAUGUGAGUAUGCGCGUGUAUGCGUGUGAACCUGUGUACCUGUGGGUACUGUGUGUCACUGAAAUUACCUGGAGUGAGGAUUACUUGUAAUUAAAAUAUUUAUAAAAGAAACAACUUAUUCACAGAGUCCAGCUUUGGGUUUGGCCUGUAUCUCAUUUUUAUAAGUUUUAAUCAACAUGAUUGUAGGAAGCAAAAAUCAGAAAGAGAAACGAAUAAAUCACUGGUAACACCUUUAAGUUAGCUCACAGGCUGCCUGGGCCUUCCAUGUCAGGACUCCAGUCCAGCCCUACUGUCAUCCCAUCAGGGUGUGUCC
Molecule: messenger RNA, 2479 nt
Organism: Dipodomys ordii (Ord's kangaroo rat)
Lineage: Eukaryota; Metazoa; Chordata; Mammalia; Rodentia; Heteromyidae
Gene: Dcaf12
Product: DDB1 and CUL4 associated factor 12
Exons: 9
Coding region: 365-1726 (453 amino acids)
Cellular component (GO): Cul4-RING E3 ubiquitin ligase complex
Molecular function (GO): protein binding
Source: RefSeq, a predicted model, not a curated record